AUGCGCCCCGACGGGUCUCUAGACCUAAAGGUGCUUGGAAUGAACAGCGGUACCGCCAUGGACGGCAUCGACUGCGCACUCGUCCGGUACCGGCAAGAGUCCCCAACCGCUCCCCUUCACAUGGAGGUUCUCAAGUACGACGAGAUACCCGUGCCACAGCGGAUGAAGAAGCCUAUCCUGAAGAUGCUCCGCGAGACCAGAACAACACCCAGCGCCAUGUCGCAGAUGAACGUCCAGCUUGGUCAGAUGUUCGGAGAUGCCGUGCGCGAGUUUUGCGACAAGCACCACGUCGACAUGGGCAGCAUUGACCUCAUCGGCUCCCACGGCCAGACCAUCUGGUUGCUUAGCAUGCCCAAGGAGGGCGAGACACGCUCGGCAUUUUGUCUCGGCGAAGGCACCAUCAUCAGCGCCCAGACGGGCAUCACAACCGUCACCGACUUCCGACAGGCCGAGCAGUCCGUCGGCCGCCAGGGCGCGCCGCUGGUUGCCCUGAUCGACGGCUUGCUGCUGCACCACCCCACCAGGACGCGGCUGUGCCAGAACAUCGGCGGCAUCGCCAACCUCUGCCUGAUCCCGGCCGACCGGGACGGCGGCGUCGACGCCAUGGUCGACUGGGACUGCGGGCCGGGCAACAUGUUCAUCGACGCGGCCAUGAGACACUACACCAACGGCGAGCAAGAGUACGAUAAGGACGGCCAGUGGGCGGCACAAGGCACCGUCAACCAGGCCAUCGUCGACGCCUUCCUCUCCUCCAACGAGUACAUCAACCACCCACCCCCCAAGACCACCGGCCGCGAAGUCUUCGGCGACAACGAGUGCCACCAGAUCAUCACCGCAUGCGAGGCCGCCGGCUGCAACAAAUACGACACUGUCGCAACCAUAACACGCAUCACGGCGCAGAACAUCGUACGGCAGUACCGGGCCUUCUUACCCAGCUACAACAUCAACCCGGACACGGCCAUCGACGACAUCUUCCUAUGCGGCGGCGGGGCGCGCAACCCGCACAUCGUGGCCUACCUGGCGCGCGAGCUGCCGCGCGCGCGCAUCCGCUCCCUCGACGAGACGGGCGUGCCCGCCGACGCCAAGGAGGCCGUCAGCUUCGCGCAGCAGGCCGUCGAGGCCGUGCUCGGCCGUGCCGCCCUCGUCCCCGUCAACAGCGACUCGCUAGCGCCUAACGGUAUUGUGGGUAAGAUUGCGCCGGGUCGGAGGUGGCGGGAGCUCGUGCGGAUGUGCGUUGCUUUUGGGGAUGGGUGGGAGGGGGAGGGGCCGCUGCCGACGGUGAAGGAGAUGGUGGUGGAUCGGGCGUAUACGGAGUGGAUGCCGUAG
Messenger RNA from Chaetomium fimeti, 1326 nucleotides. RefSeq names its product UPF0075 domain protein. The transcript has 2 exons. The record is from RefSeq and is a predicted model, not a curated record. The coding region runs from base 1 to 1326 and encodes 441 amino acids. Gene Ontology annotation, molecular function: phosphotransferase activity, alcohol group as acceptor; ATP binding. Gene Ontology annotation, biological process: amino sugar metabolic process; peptidoglycan turnover. Lineage: Eukaryota; Fungi; Ascomycota; Sordariomycetes; Sordariales; Chaetomiaceae.